AUGCCACGAGCUGCUAAGCCCCCUGUAAAGGCUGCUUGCCUUCCAUGUCGAUCUUCGAAGACCCGUUGCGAUGGUCAUCAACCCUGUCUUGUUUGCACAGGCAAAAAAAGAGAUUGCUAUUAUCAGCCCAGUCGACGGGGGGGUCCUCGAAGGGGUGUUCGAUAUGAAGAGGCACUGCGCAACUCGAACGCAUCAAAUACGUCAAUCUCUGAUGUAACUGAAGAGUUUGAGCCUUUCUUGGAUAACAUGAUCGGCCUGGUAACGCCAUUUGCCGGUAUCCACAACUUGGAUCUAUCGCCAGAGGCUCUGUCCGUCGGAGAUGGAGCUCAACAGAUCUGGGGCCAGCUAACACCCCACGCGGACAGCUUGUUAGACUCAGCCACUCAAUCCGGGGCUGAAUUACCAAUGAUGCGCGCUUAUCAUUCCGAAGCAGACAUGUAUGUAUGA
Messenger RNA from Penicillium nucicola, 447 nucleotides. Its product is annotated as Zn(II)2Cys6 transcription factor domain-containing protein. Lineage: Eukaryota; Fungi; Ascomycota; Eurotiomycetes; Eurotiales; Aspergillaceae. Gene Ontology annotation, molecular function: DNA-binding transcription factor activity, RNA polymerase II-specific; zinc ion binding. Bases 1 to 447 code for a protein of 148 amino acids. The transcript is spliced from 4 exons. The record is from RefSeq and is a predicted model, not a curated record. Gene Ontology annotation, biological process: regulation of DNA-templated transcription.